AUGAUUUCAAUCAUCCAAGAUGGGAUAUCUCAGUUGCUGGGUAUAUCGGGUCUAGACGAGGCUAAUUUAAAGAUCUUGAUAUGUACUUUGUUGUCUUUUCCAUUCAGUAUAAUUUUCAAAAGAUUGCCAGAUCAGGAUUAUACCUUGAAGAACAUUUACAACGUAGCUGUUUCUUGUUUUUAUGUAUUUGGUAUUUGUGAUUUAAGGUCUGGUAUUUCAACGCUAUUGAUCUCGGCAACAGGAUCAUACUUUAUUACAAGAUAUGUACGCACCAAAUCAAUGCCAUGGAUAAACUUUUUAUUUUUGAUGAUUCACAUGGCUUAUAGUCAUGUUCAUUUGCAAUUUUUUAAAGAAUAUGAUCCUAAGCAGAUUGAUAUAACUGGUGCUCAAAUGAUUUUGGUUAUGAAAUUGUCAGCAUUUGGUUGGAAUAUACAUGAUGGGAAACAGCCAAGACUGGCUUUGAAUGAAUUUAACAAGACAAGGGCUAUUCCUAGGCAUCCAAAUGUGUUGCCAUAUAUUGGCUAUGUAUUUUUUUAUGCUUCAUUAUUAACAGGACCAGCUUUUGAUUAUGCAGAUUAUGACAAGUUCAUCCAUGGAACAUUGUUUGAUGAUGUUCCAGAAGAGAAGAGACCUGGGAAAAACAAAAGAAGAAUACCUAGAUCCGGUGUUCAAGCAUUUAAGAAGCUUUUGUUGGGGUUCUUUUGGGCAUUCUUGUUAUUCCAAAGUGACAAGUUUGUCACUAUGGAGUAUAUGUUUACCUCUGAUUUUGUGCAUUAUCAUGGUUUGUUUUACAGAAUUAUUUACAUGUGGAUAUUAGGAUUCACAUUUCGAUUAAAAUAUUAUACAAUUUGGACAAUUGCUGAAGGAGCUUGUAUUUUGUGUGGUAUUGGAUACAAUGGCGUGGAUCCGGAAACAGGAGAGUUUAAAUGGAAUAGAGUUCAAAAUAUAGAUCCUUGGUCAUUUGAAACCGGACAGAAUGUACACGCUUGUUUGGAGGCUUGGAAUCAAAAUACUAAUAUCUGGUUGAAAAACUACGUGUAUUUGCGGGUUGCAAAACCAGGUAAGAAACCAGGAUUCAAGAGCACAAUUUUCACAUUCACUACAAGUGCAUUCUGGCACGGUACCAGACCAGGGUACUAUUUGACGUUUAUUGUUGGUGCCUUGUUGCAAACUGUUGGCAAAUUUUAUAGAAGAAACUUUAGACCUAUCUUUUUGGAAGCAGAUGGGAAGACACCCAAGCCUACCAAAAUUGUUUAUGAUUUUGUAUGCUGGGCCAAUACCCAAUUGGCAUUUGGGUUUUUUUCUCAACCAUUUGUGAUUUUGGGAUUUACAAAAUCGUUAGAAUGCUGGGCUUCUGUCUAUUAUUGGUUGUUAUGGGUCAUUGCGUUAUCAUUUUUCACUUUUAGUGGACCAUUUGCAAAACCCGUGACUAAAUUUUUCAAAUCAUUACAACCAUCGUACAGAGCACAACAACGUAAAUCAAGGGAAGAUAAAUACAAGUUGAAUAAUGAGGAGGCAAGCAUUGUCGAACAAGCUGUUGGUGCUAAAUUAGGGCAAGACUAUGAUAUCCCCACCCUUGGAUUGCCUCCGUUUGAUGUGUUUACGGAUUUUGAUCAGAAAGAAGUUGAUCAUGAUAUACAGCACUUGCGCAAGGCAUGGACAUCAUUUAGAGGGCGUAGAGGGUCUAUUAAUGAGAACGAUUUCGAAGGGUUGAAGAACGCUUAUAAUAAUUUCACCAAUGAAAUUAAUGACAUAUUUAAUACUAAAAAGGAAGAAUUCAAGAAACAAAAACUUGACAAACAGAAUUAA
Messenger RNA from Candida dubliniensis CD36, 1809 nucleotides. RefSeq names its product lysophospholipid acyltransferase (gene LPT1). Gene Ontology annotation, biological process: glycerophospholipid biosynthetic process; lipid modification. The transcript has a single exon. Gene Ontology annotation, molecular function: 1-acylglycerophosphocholine O-acyltransferase activity; 1-acylglycerol-3-phosphate O-acyltransferase activity. Lineage: Eukaryota; Fungi; Ascomycota; Pichiomycetes; Serinales; Debaryomycetaceae. Gene Ontology annotation, cellular component: membrane; endoplasmic reticulum. Bases 1 to 1809 code for a protein of 602 amino acids. The record is from RefSeq and is a predicted model, not a curated record.